GGCCGCGAGUACUUCCGGUAGUGCGGGCGCUGGGUCGCGCUGAGCGGGUUGGAGGCUGGCGGCGGCGCAAUGACCACGCUCCGGGCCUUCACCUGCGACGACCUGUUCCGCUUCAACAACAUUAACUUGGAUCCACUUACAGAAACUUAUGGGAUUCCUUUUUACUUACAGUACCUUGCGCACUGGCCAGAGUAUUUCAUCGUUGCUGAGGCACCUGGCGGAGAACUAAUGGGUUAUAGUAAGUACAGUACCACUAGUACAUUUUUGGUUAUGGGCAAAGCAGAAGGCUCAGUAGCUAGGGAAGAAUGGCAUGGACAUGUCACAGCUCUGUCUGUCGCCCCUGAAUUCCGCCGUCUUGGCUUGGCUGCUAAACUUAUGGAGUUACUAGAGGAAAUUUCAGAAAGAAAAGGUGGAUUUUUUGUUGAUCUCUUCGUAAGAGUAUCCAAUCAAGUUGCCGUCAACAUGUACAAGCAGUUGGGCUACAGUGUCUACAGGACAGUCAUAGAGUACUACUCAGCCAGCAAUGGGGAGCCUGAUGAGGAUGCCUAUGAUAUGAGGAAAGCACUUUCCAGGGACACCGAGAAGAAAUCCAUCAUACCAUUACCUCAUCCUGUGAGGCCUGAGGACAUUGAAUAACCAUAGGCAGUGGUUCUUAGGCAGGUGUUCCAGACAGUUUGUGGACAUAUUAUUUUCAUAGGAUGAUCUUGGAGCUCUAUUAGGAGGAAAGUAAGCAUUUAAGUCUUAAAGACUUCAAAAAAUGCAGGCUAUAAACUUACUUCAAAUCUCAUCCUUCCAAUGAGCAAGAGCGUACAUGUUCGAACUGUUUGCCAUAGUAAAAUUCAAUCAAGGCAGCUAAGUCAGAAGGACACGUUCCACUAUCAUGGUUGACAGUACAUGCCAAGGAAAGACUCCCUCCAUCCUCCUCCUAAAUCUUGUGCCUGAGAACCACUGCUGCACAUAUAUAAAUAUAUAUAUAUUUUAUUUUGUAUUGAUCUGUUAAUUGAAGCUUUAAAAGCAUAUAUGAAAUGUAUAAAUCUGAGAUGUAUAGUAAAACACAUUGUUGACUACGAAUGUUCUGGAGUUUGCUGUCUUUUAAUCAGAAUUAUGGAGCGAUCAUUGUUUAGGAUAUGGUGCUUCUCUUGUUUGGACAUUUUAUAUACAAAACAUUUUUACAUGCA
Molecule: messenger RNA, 1178 nt
Organism: Arvicanthis niloticus (Nile rat)
Lineage: Eukaryota; Metazoa; Chordata; Mammalia; Rodentia; Muridae
Gene: Naa20
Product: N-alpha-acetyltransferase 20, NatB catalytic subunit
Biological process (GO): N-terminal peptidyl-methionine acetylation
Cellular component (GO): NatB complex
Molecular function (GO): protein-N-terminal amino-acid acetyltransferase activity
Source: RefSeq, a predicted model, not a curated record